Molecule: messenger RNA, 762 nt
Organism: Trichophyton benhamiae CBS 112371
Lineage: Eukaryota; Fungi; Ascomycota; Eurotiomycetes; Onygenales; Arthrodermataceae
Exons: 1
Coding region: 1-762 (253 amino acids)
Source: RefSeq, a predicted model, not a curated record
AUGAAGGCACACGCUCUCUGGGUCUCUGUUCUCCCACUGGCUUUCUCUGCACCAAUUCUUGUCCCAGGUGGUGAUGGCUUCAGGGCCACUCCUAGGGUCACCGCAGGUUCUCAGCCUUGCACCGCGGUCUUCUCGUUUAUCACCAGCAGUAGGGCGCGCCACACGCUCAAAGGCUGUGACAACAUACUGCUAGAGAAGUAUGCAUAUCUUGCUGAUCGAUGGUCCUCUUUGCCGUCAUUCUCACCGUCAACCAGAGGGCGGGAGAACCCGCGGUGCAAAUCUCCAAUUUUACCCGACCAUUUGCCGACACCUGCGCUUAGACAGGAGUUAGCCGCGCUUCCAGGAUCUACCUUGACAUCAACUUCUGCUUCUACAGCAUUGCCAGCACCAAUAGCAGUGUCUCUGCCCCCAUCGAAGUCUCAGAUAUCUGCAUAUGCUGAUAGGAUGCGCCUCGAAGAUAUUAUUGCCAGCCGUGAUUUCUCGGUUUUCCUUGACUGGCUAUCUGCACGCCCUAUCAUGGCCUGGACACUCAUUGUCGCGGUACUGAUUAUCGUCUUUUUCGUCUCAGCUGUCAUUGUCGAGAUAGCUGUUGCGCUGCGGAAAAUUAUCACCCCGUCAGAUGCUGAAAAACAACUGCCCACCCGUUCAGAUAUCGAGGUGUUGGGCUUUGGAGAAAUCUACUUGUUCGGGCCCGAGAAGAGGCUGGCUGCAACUAUGGUUAUUGAUGAUAGAGAGAAGAUACUCCCUGCUUACACAGAAUGA